Molecule: messenger RNA, 2817 nt
Organism: Penicillium vulpinum
Lineage: Eukaryota; Fungi; Ascomycota; Eurotiomycetes; Eurotiales; Aspergillaceae
Exons: 1
Coding region: 1-2817 (938 amino acids)
Molecular function (GO): triacylglycerol lipase activity
Source: RefSeq, a predicted model, not a curated record
AUGGCCUCAAUUCCCGCUAAACGACGCGAUUCCUCACGUCUGGCCCCAGAAACCGUCGCGACGGCCGCCGCUUCAAUAGAGCCACUGAAACAGUCUGUGUGUUCUUCGGAGUCAUCCUCGAAUCUGGUCGUCUCAGACUCUCCCUCCCAUUAUUCGUCUUUCUCCAGUUCCGAUAGCGACGAUCCCCUCCCGCACGCAAUCGAGCUUACCGAUGAAGAUGACGCCGGCGACGUGGUGGGGGUUAGCAUUGGGCGCGAGCAGAGCCGCAUGAAGGCCCGAGCUACUCCUCUAGAAGAGAAGAACCGGGUAUUAGAACAUCAAGGGACAUACUUCAAGCCCAUACCGGAUACUAUAGGAGAGGAUGGUCUAUUCGCGUCGGAAAUCACGGCUGAGCCAGAGUCAUUGGAGCCAAAGGCUAAAGAAGCACCGGCGCCAGCGCCAGAGCCAGCACCGUGCGAACGGAAGUCCGGAAAUAAGCCUCAGGUGUCGCACCCCUCUCCGCGGUAUAACCAGCCCGGGCCAGGUCACCUUGCGCAUGGUCCUCGCAGCGAUCUGUUUACGUCUGAAAAGACCGGGUCGAAAAAUACAGCUGUGACUCAGCGGACUGGCUUUGUCGGGGCCUUGUUGAAAAAUACAUUGCCUCGUCGACAACGCAGCUGGUCUGGUGAGCUGAAGAAAUUCCUACCUGACCUGACCAAUUUGAGGAAACGGCCCUCUCUCCCCUUCCGUGUGCCCAAUGGCCAAAACCGAGCCCGCAGUCAGACGGUAGCACCCUCGGUCAAAAAGAGCUCGGGAUUGAAACGAACUUCAUCGCUGGAUCGGCGUCCGCCGCCAUCGCCUCUUGCAACACCAAGUGCUUCUAGCAUCGAAGAUGACGGAGAAGCUGUUCAGCCUAUACCUGAGCUGCGCUCACCAGACGGAAACUCGGCCGCGAAGCAUUCCUUCGUGCGGAGGCCUAGCGCGGUGAUGUCGGGUCGGCCGUCAAGCCUGCGAAGGUCUUCGUCGGAUCAAUCGCUGUAUCUGCGUGCCUCGUCCACGGCAUCAUCCUUAGAGCAGCGACCAUUGUACGAGAAUGUGCAUAGCCAGGUAAACAGCCGGUUCAAGGCAAUCAAGGAUAGUUUCCAAGACUCGAGUAGCAGGCUGCUCACCAGGCCGACUCUCCAUCUGCAGGAUAUCCGUACUGAUUGGGGCUCUCGUCAAUUCCUGCCAGACCUUGGAAAUGGCCCAUCAAGUAACAGCAAUGGUGGCAGUGGUACUGCUAAAAAGGAGCAAUUGCCGCGGGCUGCAACCAUGCCGCAAUCUCCGCAGAACAAUCCGAACAUAACACAUCCAAUCUUGGAAGAAGCAAUGGCAGAUCUCACGGGCGAUGUCGUGAUUCUCGGAGGAUACCGAGGAUCAAUCUUGCGGUCUGCUAAGCCACCCCAUCGUCAACUUUGGGUGCCGAUGAAGGUUGGCUUGAAUCUGCGGAAAGUGGACUUGGAGGUCGGGCUGAACCCAGAGGACGAGGAACGCAUGGAGGAAACCAUCAUUCCAUCCGGGGUUCUCUCCCACGUUGGCCCAGUGGACAUCUGUCGACGAUUGAUGAAGCGGUUGCGCAAGAGCGAAAAUGCCAUGCGCGGCGAACUGCGUGUCCACGAUUAUGGAUACGACUGGCGUCUAAGCCCCGAGCUGCUCUCACGCAGACUCAUCGCCUUCCUAGAAAGCCUCCCUUGCAACCAGGAGCCUUCACCAGGUGAGCCCCGACGCGGCGCUAUGGUCAUCGCCCACAGCCUGGGCGGUCUCAUAACCCGACACGCAGUCAACGAGCGACCAGACCUCUUCGCCGGAGUUGUGUACGCAGGCGUACCACAGCACUGCGUGAAUAUCCUCGGGCCACUCCGCAGCGGCGACGACGUCCUCCUCAGCUCGCGCGUUCUAACAGCGCAAGUAAACUUCACCUUCCGCACGAGCUUCGCCCUCCUCCCAGAAGACGGCCACUGCUUCAUCGACAAGCAAAGCAAGAAAGAAUUCCGAAUCGACUUCUUCGACGCUAAGACAUGGGAUGACCACCGUCUCUCCCCUUGCAUCGGCCCCGCUCUCCCCGUACCCCCAGCAACAAACAACAACACAAUCCUCGGCUUCAAGGACAUCCCUAUCCUCGGCAAGCGGUUCUCCAUCGGUCCUCGCGAUGACUAUGACGAACUCCUCCCCACCCAGGAUAUCCACAACCUCCCCCAAGACAGUCACCACGCCCUAUCGGCAACUGAAAAAGACAUCCAAGCCCGAAAUGCAAAUACCCCGCACAACCCCGCUUCCUAUGCCGCAUACGCAUCUGAAAAAGCCCGAAACCCAGCAGACGGCUUAGUGGGACCAGGCGCACACCCGCGCAGUAGCGCGGCAACCUCCAAAAUCGCCACGACGAGCACCCUCCCGCGCGCUGCUGCGAAGAAGUACCUAGAGCGCACGCUGGCAGAUACCAAGCGGUUCAAGGCGAACCUCGCAUUCCGACCUGAGCACCAUUCUGAGAACAGAUACCCGCCUGCAGCGGUGCUGUACGGGAAGAGUGUGCCUACUGUAUACGGGGCGCGGGUUGUCUCGCAGGAGAGUAUUAAGCAGGUUGAUGCGUAUGAUGAUCUUGCGUUCGCGGCUGGGGAUGGAGUCUGUCUUGCCUCAGCUGCUAUGUUGCCGCCUGGAUAUAGGAUUAUCAAGCAUGGGUUGGUGAAGAGUGAUCGGGGACAUGUCGGGUUGCUUGGGGAUCUUGAGGGGGUUGGGCAGUGUCUUCGGGCUGUUCUGAGGGGGAGGGCGGAGGGAGUUGGAUUGGGGGAGAAGGAAUUGUGA